This is a messenger RNA of Cornus florida, 1302 nucleotides long. RefSeq lists its product as uncharacterized. The record is from RefSeq and is a predicted model, not a curated record. Lineage: Eukaryota; Viridiplantae; Streptophyta; Magnoliopsida; Cornales; Cornaceae. Bases 1 to 1302 code for a protein of 433 amino acids. The transcript has a single exon.
AUGGCUAGAGAGCACAAAAAUUCCUUGGUCAAAACUCCUUUCACUAAUGAUGUGUAUCUGGUUGAGAGGUCCAAGAAAUUUACCAUGCCUUCUUUUACCCUGUUUGAUGGAACGAGGGAUCCUUCUCGACACCUAGAUCAUUACGCCCAAAAGAUGGCUUUGGAUUAUCGUAAUGACCCUUGGAUAUGCAGAGUUUUUCCUACCAGCUUGACAAGAGCAGCACUAGAAUGGUUCAGGAAUAGGCCGCAUAAGUCCAUCCCGGAUUACGUAACUCUGUACACCAUGUUCCGGGCACAAUAUUGCAGAAAUAAGAAGCAAAAGAAAAGUAUUACCAGCCUCUUCACCGUAAGGCAAAAGAAGGGGGAAACAUUGCAGGAUUUCUUAUCUAGAUUCAACAUGGAAGCUUCGGAAAUAGCAGAUUAUCAUCCCGCGACUGCUAUAGAAACAUUUAAACUUGUGAUGAUUAAGGGGACGAAGUUCCACACUUCCUUGGUCAAAUAUUCUCCUCUCGACAUACAGACUCUCAAUGCCAAGGCCCAAAUCUACAUUCGGCUUGAGGAAAAUAUAGCCCACCGAGCACAGCAUGCCACCCUCGUGACAGUGGAGAAUAAGCCUCGAGAAAGAAUUCCAAAUUCAAAGAUUCAGAAAAGCCAACGUGCCUCAACGCCGAUCGCCCAGGCACCUGAGAAGAGGCAAAGGAUAAAGGAAGGGUUUACACCUCUCCGAACUACCUUGGCUCGGCUCUUCCAAGAGAAUAAGAUGAAGUUCACAACCCCGCAGCCAAUAAAGCAACCGCUGGAGCAAAGGGAUAAAAGUAAACAUUGCACUUAUCAUCGAGAUUAUGGGCAUUCAACCAGUGAUUGCAGAUUCCUUAGGCGACAAGUGGAAAAUAUGAUAGCCAGAGGAGAGUUGGCGGACUACCUCAUAACAAAGGAGUAUGCAAAGCCCCGCGAGGUCUAUCCUCACAAGGUAGAAGGUACGCAAGUAAAGGUCAUUCAUGCAAUACAUGGCAGGUCUGAAGAUGAUCAAGAGUCCAAGGGGGUAUACAGAUCCAGAUUAAGGGCAGCCCAUAAACUCAGGAAGAUAUCCUUAGUUAAUGCUAUCGCUUUGGGUAACAUCAGUAUUGGAUUUGGAGAUGGCGACCUAUCCAGGGUUCAACUCCCCUACGAGGAUCCAUUGGUCAUCAGUCUUUUAGUGGCCAAUUGUAUGAUCAAGAGGGUUUUGAUAGACCCAGGAAGUAGUGCCAACAUCAUCACAAAGAUGAUCUUUGAGCAGCUAGAGAUCCCGUCAUCAUAUAUCUGA